Molecule: messenger RNA, 1495 nt
Organism: Astrephomene gubernaculifera
Lineage: Eukaryota; Viridiplantae; Chlorophyta; Chlorophyceae; Chlamydomonadales; Astrephomenaceae
Source: the annotation of a GenBank genome assembly
UAGCUGCUUAGCCCAGUGGACCAUUUCACGUACUGCUCACAAUGCAGACUACCUUGCUCAACCGUGCUCGCGGUGCCGCCUUCAGGGCGUCGAGGCCCAAUGGCUGCAACCGGUCGGUUGUGGUCGUCCGCGCGACUGCAGAGGCCGUCGUCGAGAGGAAGGAGAGGAAGCUGAGCCCGCUGGAGCGCGGUGGCACCCUCUCUGGUGACCAGGCCGCUGGAAAGGAUGCUGGUGGUAAGGCUCGCGCCAUGGCAGUAGGCGCAAGCACUCCUGCCACAAUUCUACAAAUCGUGGACGGCCGCUUCCGCGACGACCGCUGGAUCGGCGGACGCUGGGACCUUAACCAGUUUAAGAACGCACAGGGCGAAGUUGACUGGGACAAGGUGAUCGAUGCCGAGAUGGCCCGCCGCAAGCUGCUGGAGGAUACCCCCAUCCCCUCCAUCAACGAGGAGCCCGUCAACUUUGACACCAGCGAGAUCCCCUGGUGGGCCUGGGUCAAGCGCUUCCACCUGCCCGAGGCUGAGAAGCUGAACGGCCGCGCCGCCAUGGUGGGCUACAUCCUGGGCCUCUUCGUGGACCAGCUGACGGGCGCGGGGCUGGUGGACCAGCAGAGCUCCUUCCUGGGUAAGCUGGCGCUGUUUGCGUGCGUGCUGGGCGUGCUGCUGGUGCGCAAGAGCGAGGAUAUUGAGAAGUUCAAGGGCCUGCUGGAUGAGGCGACCUUCUACGACAAGCAGUGGAACGCCACCUGGGAGGGCGUCAAGCGGCCCUCGGAGGAGCAGUAAGGAGGCGGCGUCGAUAGGCUGGCCUUUUAGUUAGUUGGGGUGGUGGUGACGACGACGCGGUGGUGUCUUUGACUGACUGGUUGGUAGCUGGGUGCCCCUCGGUGUGGGAACACAUGGCUCGCUCCCAAGUUUUCUUGGCCGGAGAGCGGGUCGCGUGUGUGGUCUUGUAGUGACGUCUCAGUAAAUACAGGCGUGCUUGAGAUUUGCCCGCUGCUAUACUGUGGAUUGACUCUUCUUUGGCGUGUGUGGCUUGUGUCUCUGUUUGACUUUAUGUUUGUGUGAUAACGAAUGACCGACGCUUUUGACGCUUUGGUGGUGCUGCUUUUGCUUAGACGACUGAGUGACAGACAUGGCAUUCUUUUGGAGGUUGGGUUCGGAGGAGGUUGGCGACAGGACUGCGGGACUGUGAUCCCGUAAAGGGAGGCAGUGUCGAUACUUGGCCUCCGGCAGUGGUGAGGAUUGGCCUCUCGUAGGACGAUGGUAUAGGAUCUCGCUCGCUUACUCUCAUAUAGCAUACGCCUAGUUCGUGCACUGAGUGUGGUUUGGCUUCGGAGGUAGGGAUACGGCCGGGCACUGCCGUGCCAUAUGUAAGGCGGCAUAAUGCAGCCUGGCUGGGAUCGUAUCGGUAAACGGACACAUGGGGUCUUCGUGUUGGAGACGGUAACCAGAUUAUGAUGACCUUCUAAGUGCCCCAGCGCAAAGGUAUGCGGUAG